ACUUCUUCUUUUUUUUGUCACGGAAUGGCAACAAAUAUACAUAUUAGAGUAAUCAAGACUUUUUGAAUUCGUUUCCUUAUUUAAAAAACGCGUUACAUUAAUCAUUCUCUUGAAUAAAAACACAACACCUCUCUCCUCUUCUUCACAAACAAAAAAAUUCGAUUCAAAUUCUAAAAAACCAUCUGAUUGUUUCUCUCUGAGGCAUUUCGUCGAACACAUGGGAGACAUAAAACAACCACGCCUCAACGGCGGAUACGACGGGCCACAACAACCACACCUCAACGGCGGAUACGACGGGCCACAACCACCACACCUCAACGGCGGAUACGACGGGCCACAACAACCACACCUCAACCGCGGAUACGACGGGCCACCACAACCACACCUCAACGGCGGAUACUACGGGCCACCACAACCACACCUCAACGGCGGAUACUACGGGCCGCCGAUUCCUCCGCCGCCGCCUAAACCCAAGCGCCGAUACAAAACCCCCGGAUGCUGCUGCUUCAGCUGCAUAGGCAGCUGCAUCGGAAGCUGUCUACGCUGCUGCGGGUGCUGCAUCCUCAGCCUGAUCUGGAACAUCCUCAUCGCCGUAGCCGUAAUCCUCGGCAUAACCGCACUGAUCCUCUGGCUGAUCUUCCGCCCCAACGCCGUCAAAUUCUACGUCGCCGACGCCAAUCUGAACCGUUUCAGCCUCGAUUCGAGCAACAACAGCAACCUCCACUACGAUCUCGACCUCAAUUUCACGAUCCGGAACCCUAACCAGCGUCUCGGGAUCUACUACGACGUGGUCCAGGUCAGUGGAUACUACGGAGAUCAGCGGUUCGGCUCCGUCGAGAUCGCGCCGUUCUAUCAGGGGCAUAAGAACACGACGGUGGUUGUGACGAAGAUGGAGGGGCAGAACUUGGUGGUGCUCGGCGACGGAGCGAGGGCGGAUCUGAAGGAGGAUGACUUAACCGGAGUGUACCGGAUCGAUGUGAGGCUGGUGAUGAGUGUUCGGUUUAAGUUUUGGAUUAUUAAGUCGUGGAAAGUUAAACCGAAGAUUAGGUGUGAUGAUCUCAAGAUCCCUCUCGGUUCCUCUAAUUCCACCAGCGGGUUUAAGUUUCAGACUAUGCAGUGUAAUUUUGACUUUCGUUAGUCAAACUUAUUAUUUUCAUGUUUUUUUUUUAAUAUAUUCUAGUUAUUCACUUCUGAAAUUUGAACUAUGUUGGAAAUGAAUAUGUGGUGUUGUUGGGUUUGAA
Messenger RNA from Brassica oleracea var. oleracea, 1241 nucleotides. Its product is annotated as protein YLS9-like. Bases 218 to 1138 code for a protein of 306 amino acids. Lineage: Eukaryota; Viridiplantae; Streptophyta; Magnoliopsida; Brassicales; Brassicaceae. The record is from RefSeq and is a predicted model, not a curated record. The transcript has a single exon. Gene Ontology annotation, biological process: defense response to other organism.